Molecule: messenger RNA, 1059 nt
Organism: Notodromas monacha
Lineage: Eukaryota; Metazoa; Arthropoda; Ostracoda; Podocopida; Cyprididae
Source: the annotation of a GenBank genome assembly
AUGGGUAAUGAGGAAGAGAAAAUUUUGGCGAGCCGUUUGCCGGAAAAAGAACCCGGCCUGGCAAAAGAUAAAACUCUAUGGAGUUACACAGAGGCAAGAAUUGCCGACAUAAUCGCCAAAUUUGGAGACAAAGACAUGUGGAUCGAUGGAGCUACGGAUGAGAAGAUAUCUUUUCAAAGUUUUCUGACCAUGGUGAAGAAAACUGCUGCUGUUUUGAAAGAAAAGUAUGGAGUUGGACCAGGGUCGGUGAUGUUAGUGUGCUCCAAGAAUGACAUCAACUUUUUCAUUCCCGUUUACGCCGCUGUUGCUCUGGGAGCAGUGGCAUUUACAGUACCUGAUUAUUCCUCCAAUUGCAUUCCGACUCACUUGGCCGAAGAGAACGUGCCUGUCAUUGUUUGCGAUCAUUCGUCAUUACUGGAGAUAGAGAAAUAUGUCGACGAGGCAUUUGAGAAAUCAUCUGAUGAAGAUCGGGUCAGAUCGCAAAUCAUCUUGAUGUCAGGAACCCAUGCGGGUUAUCUUGAUACGUAUGGAAGCACUGAAAUGAUGCUGACUGUUUCGUCUUCCACGUUGAUGUGCUCAGAACAGGAGGCAGGAUUGGGUGUUUUGUCUCCACGAACCAAGUGUAAAGUCGUUUCAAUUGUUGAUGGCAAGAGUUUGGGUCCAUACGAUUGCGGGGAAUUCUGGAUACACACACCUUUCCUGAUGAAGAAUUAUCGCAACCGCCCUGAUCUGACUUCAGCGGCAGUCACUCCAGACGGUUGGUAUAAAACAGGAGAUUAUGGCUACUAUGAUGAUCAAGAACGCUUUCACAUUAAGGACAGGGUCAAGGACUUGAUUUUGCUGCCGGAUGGAAAAACAUUGGUGUCGCCUUCUACCAUUGAGAACUUAGUGUUGCAACAUGAGGCUGUGUUUCAAGUCGGCGUGUCCGGAAUCCCUUCUACCUCUGGAACUGGAAAUGUUCCUCGUGCUUUUGUUAUUUUGAAGCAGCAUGUUCAAGACUUGGUACCGGACGAUAUUGUGAAAUUUGUUGAAGGUUAGUUGGAAGAUUUGAAUAUGUUG